CGGCGCGCGAACACCUCAGACCACGUGACCAACGGGCGCACAAAGCCUUAUAACCGCCCGCUCUCACAAACACACCCAGCGGCUGCCCGUCUGUCUGACUGACUGACUGACUGGGCUCACUGUAGUUGACAUUGACAGGCCGGCGAACCAUCUGGAGAACAACAGCAUCAGCUGCUUCCAGUUGUGUUGGAGCAGCUGUGAGUGGAGACGGCGGCGGACUGGUUCUCUGCCAGUUCAGUUGAAUUGGGUUGUUGCGUCAUGGGUCGAUGUUCGUGCUGAGGAAAUCAAGAUGUCCUUUUGCUCGGCUUUAAUGCGGCGUCACCACACACCUCUCCACUGAGCAUCUCCACUGCCGCGAAGCAGCCAUGAAGUUGGCUUUGCACCGGAUAGCAGGCACCACCAUGAGCACAUUAACAACAGGUGUCCAGUAUCUCGGCUCCAACGACGCCAGCUACGACGACGCCUCCAGCGCCUCCAGCCUGAUCAAGAACAAUUUAAAUUUUGAGAAAUCUCACUCUGCCUCAAUCAGUCACUCCCUCCCCGGUCUCGUACCCGGAGAUAAGGAGGUCGUUUACAGAGGCUUCUCUCCGAUCUUCCCCACCAACGUAUCGGUCUUUUUACUCGGCAAUGGCACGUCUGCAGAAAGCGGAGGGUGUGGGGAAAACUUUGGGGACAACAUGGAGUGCUUCAUGAUUCUGACUCCUGGUCAGCAGCUCGCGGUCGCCAUCUUGGCACUCACCCUGGGUACAUUUACGGUGCUGGAGAACCUCAUGGUGCUGUGCGUGAUCCUGCACUCUCAGACGCUUCGAUCUCGGCCGUCCUACCACUUCAUAGCCAGCCUGGCUGUGGCUGAUCUGAUAGGAAGCAUCAUUUUUGUCUACAGCUUCCUGGACUUCCAUGUCCUCCACCGGAAGGACACCCCUAACGUUUUCCUCUUCAAGCUGGCUGGGGUCAUAGCCUCCUUCACCGCCUCUGUGGGAAGUCUGUUUCUCACUGCGAUCGACCGAUACAUCUCCAUCCACAGGCCCAUGGCAUACAAACGCAUUGUCACGAAGACAAAAGCAGUCGUUGCCUUCAGUUUGAUGUGGACAAUCUCCAUUGUCAUCUCACUGCUGCCGCUGCUGGGCUGGAACUGCAAGCGUCUCAACUCUGUCUGCUCGGACAUCUUCCCGCUGAUCGACCAGAAGUACCUGAUGUUCUGGAUCGGGAUGACGAGCAUCUUGGUCCUGUUCAUCAUCUACGCCUACAUGUUCAUCCUCUGGAAGUCCCACCACCACGCUGUUCGCAUGCUGAGCCGCAGCUCCCAGAGGAGUGUGAUUGUCUACACCGCAGAGGGGAAUAAAGUUCAGACAGUGAGGCCCGAGCAGGUCCGGAUGGACCUCCGCCUGGCUAAAACCCUGGUUCUGAUCCUGGUGGCCCUCAUCAUCUGCUGGGGCCCUCUGCUAGCCAUCAUGGUGUACGACCUCUUUGGGAAAGUGAACGACUUCAUCAAGACCGUGUUUGCCUUUUGCAGCAUGCUGUGUCUGCUCAACUCCACCGUGAACCCUGUGAUCUACGCCAUGAGGAGCAAGGACCUGCGCAGGGCCUUCCUCAACAUCUGCCACGGAUGCGGGGGAGCGACGCAGCCUCUGGACAUCAGCGCUGAGAGUGACUGGAACACCAGGAGUGUGAGAAGCGCAGCAGGCGGGGCGGGGAAAGAUGGAGCCACCUGUGGAAACACCCAAGUCAAAGUAGCCCAGGUUACUGUUUCUGGAGUGACUGAGCCUCACACUGUAGUGGCGGUUUGAAAGACGAGCGGCUCUUCUCUGGUACAACGGUGAACUAAAGAUGUUGUAGAAUAGCCCCGACCCUCCCAGUGCAAUGCUCUGUGACUGUGAAAUGUGCCAAAACAUGAGAAAACACACCUGAUGACAAGAUGUUAUUGCUUUAAAGCUGAAAUCUGUGAUAUUAAUACAAUCUUGUUUUGCUUCUGUCUUUACCCUUGAGAAAUGGUUUGUUAGGUUGCACAAAUCUGAUGAUCAAAAACUGCAAUAUGAUCUUAUUUAAUUCAGGAAAAUAAUAUGGUCAUAUUACCAACAACCAUAACAAAUGCAACAGACUUUUUCCGUUUGAAAAGUGUAGAUUUUUCUUUUUUUACUUUAAAGAUUUCAGCUAGAAUUUCCAUUGGAACUUGACCUUUUUUCUCACUUUAUAUCAUAGCAGUAUUGUGGCAGUAAUGCAAAGUAUAACUGUGUCUACCUUCAUGCUCAAUGUUAGUUUUUGAAAGACAGUACACUGCUUGUAGGGAAGAUUAGCAUCUCAUUAGUGAUUUGAAAUCAGCUACGCUGAUGGUUUUGUAAGACCAUGAUAUUGUGAAAAUUGGCUGUUAAUUCUAUCAAAUUUUAAUCAAUUUUAUUUUUUUUACUGUUCUUUGCAAAGCAAAUGGCGAGUCGUACUUAAUCCUAAGUAGUCCUAAAUAUGAAUGGCUUUUUGAUUAAAUCUGAACCUCAGUCUGCAGUGAUUUUGAAAUGUUACAUAGCUGCUUAUUACACGUGUUUGUAAGUGAGUUACAGCAUUUUGUGUGAAGCUACACUGGCACUCCUUGUGAAGCAUCCAUUGUGCCAUUUUGUUCCUUAAAGGUGUGUAAGCCAGGACUCGAGUCCACUGAACAUAUGACAUUUGUCUAUUUUUAUCAUUAUUGUUGUCAGCAUACUUGGUAUGUUUUUCUUUUUCAAUAAAAUCAUGAAACCUCAGCAAACCAGCAUGUCAGCUCCUGCAGCUAA
This is a messenger RNA of Scophthalmus maximus (turbot), 2762 nucleotides long. RefSeq names its product cannabinoid receptor type 1B-like. Gene Ontology annotation, biological process: G protein-coupled receptor signaling pathway. NCBI's taxonomy places the organism in Eukaryota, Metazoa, Chordata, Actinopteri, Pleuronectiformes, Scophthalmidae. The transcript is spliced from 2 exons. Gene Ontology annotation, molecular function: cannabinoid receptor activity. Gene Ontology annotation, cellular component: membrane. The record is from RefSeq and is a predicted model, not a curated record. The coding region runs from base 366 to 1787 and encodes 473 amino acids.